GUUUCCGCUCAUCCUGAUGGAGAUGCGUCUGGAGCAUUGAUCACAAAGAUCAUGAGAGGGGUUGGCCUAGUUCUUCUCAGCUACAUAAACCGUUCUUCAUCCCCAGUCAACAUAUCUUGUCGUACAUAGUCCAUCGUCCAUCAUUCCUCACAAGCAAACAUCAUCACCGGCUAACUUGAUUCAAUUUCCUCUACCAAACUCUACUUUUACAGCCGUGAAAAAUGUCUGGCCCUAAAAUCCCCACCGAGCAAUGGGCUCAAGUCAUCGACAAGGUCGGUGGCCCCCUUCAAUACAAGAAGAUCCCCGUCGCCAAGCCAGGCCCAGAAGAAGUCCUGGUCAACAUCAAGUACUCUGGUGUCUGCCACACUGAUCUCCACGCCGUCAACGGCGACUGGCCCAUCCCCACCAAACUACCCCUGGUCGGCGGCCACGAGGGCGCUGGUAUUGUCGUUGCACGAGGAGAGCUUGUCACCGACGAUAUUUGCAAGAUUGGCGAGGCCGUGGGCGUCAAGUGGUUGAACGACUCUUGCCUGAGCUGCACAUUCUGUCAACAAGCCGACGAACCCCUCUGCUUGACCCCCAAACUCUCCGGCUACACCGUUGACGGAUCCUUCCAACAAUACGCCAUCGCCUCGGCCAGACAUGUGGCACACAUCCCAGAAGGCGUUCCUCUCGAUGAGGUAUCCCCCGUUCUCUGCGCAGGUAUCACCGUCUACAAGGGAUUGAAGGAGUCUGGGGCCAAGCCCGGCCAGACAGUCGCCAUCGUUGGUGCUGGAGGCGGGUUGGGCAGUUUGGCAAUCCAAUACGCCCGUGCCAUGGGCAUCCACGUCAUUGGAAUUGAUAGCGGUGACGAGAAGGAGCAACUGUCGAAGAAGUUGGGCGCAAGUGCCUUCAUCGACUUUGCCAAGUCGAGCGACAUUGUCAAGGAUGUCAAGGCCGCCACCAAAGACGGCCUCGGCCCCCACGCCGUUAUCCUCGUCGCCGUGAACGAGAAGCCAUUCCAGCAAGCUGCCGAAUACGUCCGACCCCGCGGAACCGUCAUCGUCAUCGGUCUCCCCGCAAAGGCCUACAUCCGCGCCCCAGUCUUUGAGUCAGUCUUGAAGAUGAUCAGAAUCCAGGCCUCAUAUGUCGGCAACCGACAGGACAGCGAGGAGGCCCUCGACUUCUUCGCCAGAGGUCUGAUCAAGGUUCCCUUCAAGACUGUCGACCUGAAAGAUCUCCCCAAGGUUUACGAACUUAUGCACCAGGGACAGAUCGCUGGUCGUUAUGUCCUCAAAAUCCCAGAUGCCGAGUAGGCUGAUGCUCAUUUUUUUUCUAUAUCCCUCAGCGAUUUUAAGGACCAAUGUCUUGUAGAUGAAACAGGUAGUCCCCAGGUUUCAAUGUUGGCCAUGACGAAUUUGGAUGGACCAUAAAAAGUAUGAAACCAAUGCUGGUGGCAGACAGUUUGGCUUUCAAAGCCUGCAAUGAAUAUGUCGUCCAACAAGAACAUUCUGAGAGUCACGUGUAAAGCUAUACGAUCAUAGAGCCGAGUAAUCUCGAACAUUGCUUUAUUCCAGCGUAUCAGUUAACUCUCAAGGUGAUUGUUUUGAGACCAGAGAGUAAAUCACCAAACUUUGCUUGCAGGAGUCAGACAUCGACGACUCACAAGGCAGUGGUCUGAUGUGGUACUCCUACAAAUGUGUGUAUUUUGACCCAUCGCAUCCAUCAGAAGCGAUCCUACGUGCUAUUCGUAGACCAUAAUGCUUGGCUUGAUAACAGGAAGCGAGGCUUCUUUCGUUCAAGCUUCAGCUGCAGAGGGAGUAGUGAGAGCUUGAAUUGGGAGUGAUGGGAACAGAGUUUCGUUAUUUCACCAAGAGCUACUUACUCGUAGUCAAAGACCAC
Messenger RNA from Exophiala mesophila, 1881 nucleotides. RefSeq names its product alcohol dehydrogenase 1. NCBI's taxonomy places the organism in Eukaryota, Fungi, Ascomycota, Eurotiomycetes, Chaetothyriales, Herpotrichiellaceae. The transcript has 2 exons. Gene Ontology annotation, molecular function: oxidoreductase activity; zinc ion binding. Bases 222 to 1295 code for a protein of 357 amino acids. The record is from RefSeq and is a predicted model, not a curated record.